Paramacrobiotus metropolitanus is the source of this 986-nucleotide messenger RNA. Its product is annotated as sulfiredoxin-1-like. Gene Ontology annotation, biological process: cellular response to oxidative stress. Gene Ontology annotation, cellular component: cytoplasm. Lineage: Eukaryota; Metazoa; Tardigrada; Eutardigrada; Parachela; Macrobiotidae. The transcript has 2 exons. Gene Ontology annotation, molecular function: sulfiredoxin activity. The record is from RefSeq and is a predicted model, not a curated record. Bases 232 to 744 code for a protein of 170 amino acids.
UUUCAGACAACUUUAACCGCUUUAACGGUUUAAGACGUAUCUUUGUUGACGAUAAUCUAAUCAUGACUUUCUGUUCCAGACGGAAAUUUUGCGACGAUAAAAUCUACCGUUUUGUUUCUCUUUUUUUUAAUUUGUUAAAAGCUUCUGUUCUGUAUAGGUAGCUCUGGCCUUACUAGCUGCUGGGAAAGCUGUUAAAAGUUCGCCGUAUUCAGUGUGGUGUGCGUCUCGGCGAUGAUACGCAGAAUAAUUUUGCCAGCUCCGUUAUUUUUGUUUCCGAAAAGGGUUCCUAAGCCUUUGCCUUAUGUGAUCCUGCUCACGUUAGGUUCUUCGUUCCACACUGUUCGUGCGCCACACCAAAGGAUGGAGAAGGAACUGCACACUCAUAGCGGCGGUGCUGGACGAAGCGUGCACACGGACCACAUACUCGAUGUUGAAAUGGUCCCAAUGAAAAUCAUCCAUCGUCCUAUCCCUCCCGUUUUGGAUGAAUUAAAAGUGCAAAGCUUGAUGGCGACGAUAUCUUCCCUGCAGUCUUCGGGUUCAGAUUUGGCGAGCACUGUGCCGGCCAUCGAUGUGCUAUGGAUCACGGGCCGCGAAGGAGGCAAUUAUUUUUAUUCAUUUGGAGGAUGCCAUCGUUUCGAAGCUUACAAGCGUCUGGGAACGGAGAGAAUCCCGUGCAAGCUCAUUAAAUCGACUGUAGGCGAUUUACGGACAUAUCUGGGAGCGUCGACACCGGAUCUUAAAUAGACAUCACAAGUUAUAACCUAUUUUGUAUGCUGAGUUUGCAAAAACCUUUAGAGUUUUGAAUUUUGUGUCAGAUUGUAUAUUACGCAGUUAAGAUUCUGGCUGAGCCACUGACGUCUUUCACAGUUUUCCCGUGAUUUUGAGCUGAGAUUGUUUUUUAUUCCAAUUUUGUGCAGGUACAUGGUAAGUACAGUUUUGUAUACUUUGUGAAGUAAAUAAAAUUAAUUACCAGAAUUGCAAGCUAC